AGCGUGUGGUUAGUCUUAUUGUAAAGUCCCAUACUUCACGUGAAGCUGUCAUUCUGAAUCUAACAGAAUGCUGUCUAACAUCUUUAGCCCUCCCCCCUCUCUGUAUCACUGUCCACAGGCAGGGAUGCUGCUGCCAUGGUAACAGCUGAGUCAUUCCAUGUCCUUUGAUGAGACGCUUUCUGGAUGCUGGCGUGCUGUUCCGGUGACUCAAGAACAGUGUGAGGAAGCGCAUCUGAACUCUGAUCUCUACAGGUGUCAUCAGGGAGCGACACUUGGCUAGUAGACCGCGCUAGCCGGAUGGGUAACAUCUCCACCGGGGUCAAGCACUGCCUGAGCUAUGAGACUCUCUUGCAGGAUUUUCCAUGGUUGCCACGUCUCCCGUGGGAAGAGAAGUGUUCUCAACUGCCCAAGCUUCCACAUUUUGUCAAAAUUGUGGAGGUUGGGCCAAGAGACGGACUUCAAAAUGAAAAGGAAAUAGUGCCAACAGAGGUCAAAAUACAGUUAAUAGACAUGCUGUCUCAGACCGGCUUGCCUGUGAUCGAAGCCACAAGCUUUGUGUCUUCAAAGUGGGUAGCACAGAUGGCAGACCACACAGCUGUACUGAAGGGUAUUAAAAAGUCUCCUGACAUUAGAUACCCUGUUCUGACGCCAAAUUUUCAGGGCUUCCAGGCAGCUGUUGCAGCGGGCGCUACUGAAGUGGCCGUGUUUGCAUCCGCCUCAGAGACCUUCAGCAGAAAGAACAUUAACUGCUCCAUAGAGGAGAGUUUACAGAGAUUCGAGCAGGUCAUCUCUGCAGCCAAACAGGAAGGCAUAACAGUGCGUGGGUAUGUUUCAUGUGCGCUCGGCUGCCCCUAUGAGGGACAAGUAAAACCAUCAGAAGUCACAAAGGUGGCGAAGCGGUUGUUUGAGCUGGGCUGCUACGAGAUAUCCCUUGGGGACACCAUUGGCGUAGGCACUGUGGGCUCCAUGGCCAAGAUGCUGAGCGAUGUGUUGACAGAGGUGCCCGUAAGUGCCCUGGCCGUGCACUGCCAUGACACCUAUGGUCAGGCACUACCCAACAUUCUGAUUGCUUUGCAGAUGGGGGUUUCUGUGGUUGACUCCUCGGUUGCAGGCCUUGGAGGGUGCCCAUUUGCUAAGGGAGCAUCUGGCAAUGUUUCUACAGAGGAUGUUGUAUAUAUGCUACAUGGACUUGGAAUUGAAACUGGAGUGGACCUGUUCAAAUUGAUGGAGGCUGGAGAAUUCAUCUGCCAAGCCUUGAACCGAACCACUAACUCCAAAGUUGCCCAAGCUAUGAAAUCAUCUUAGCUUUUACAUUCUAGCCCAGGUAAAAAGUAUACUUGAAUGUACUACAAAUAUACUUAAAUACCAGCAAGUACAUUUUAGUCCAUUGUAGUAUAUGUGCUAAAUAAAAGCAUAAUGUUUACACUACAAAUAUACUAAUAAAAAGUAUAGUUAUGCAGUAUUCAUUUUUACGGUUCCCGGACAGGGUUCAGAUUAAUCCAGGACUGGGCCUUGGUUAUAUUAGGACAUUUUAGCAGUUUUGUCAUGAUGUUUUCAUUUAGGGCAGCUCAAACAUUACCUUAGCCUGGGACUAGAUUUAAGCCCUGUCUGGGAAACGUCCUAUAGACCCUUUGUGAGUAGACGGCACAGUUACAUCACUGCAAGCUGUGUGGUGGCAAA
Misgurnus anguillicaudatus (oriental weatherfish) is the source of this 1680-nucleotide messenger RNA. It is a transcript of the gene hmgcll1, whose product is annotated as 3-hydroxymethyl-3-methylglutaryl-CoA lyase like 1. NCBI's taxonomy places the organism in Eukaryota, Metazoa, Chordata, Actinopteri, Cypriniformes, Cobitidae. Gene Ontology annotation, molecular function: hydroxymethylglutaryl-CoA lyase activity. Gene Ontology annotation, biological process: ketone body biosynthetic process; L-leucine catabolic process. The record is from RefSeq and is a predicted model, not a curated record.